Vanessa tameamea is the source of this 1287-nucleotide messenger RNA. RefSeq names its product endoribonuclease CG2145-like. NCBI's taxonomy places the organism in Eukaryota, Metazoa, Arthropoda, Insecta, Lepidoptera, Nymphalidae. Bases 75 to 1124 code for a protein of 349 amino acids. Gene Ontology annotation, molecular function: RNA endonuclease activity. The transcript is spliced from 6 exons. The record is from RefSeq and is a predicted model, not a curated record.
UUACUCGGUUUGGCAUCAGAGAUCACUAGUGCGCCGUGAUCGCGCUACUACUCCAAACGUUACAUUUGUCCAGGAUGAAACUGACACUGGCUCUCGUUCUUUGUGUAGCGGUUUGCCGCGCUGAUGAUUUAGCAUCAGCGGCCGGUCAGAUAUUCAACAGCAUACUGCCGAAUUUGAUCAGCAACUCGGUAACCGGUCAGCAGGGAAACACCGCAUCGAAUACAUUGCAACAAAUCGGAACCGUUGUCGGAGGAGUCGUUGACUAUGCUCAUAAGAAGAGUUAUGAGGACAUGUUGCGUCAAGUACAAGACUCGACGACUGACGAUGACCUGCUCCGUAUCAGCGAAGAAAUGUUCAACGCGGAUGUUAACAACGCGUUCAACUACAUUCAGGUCAAUUUGCAAGGCAAAACCAGUCCCAUGUCCAAGAACGACGAAGCGCAAUCGAACUUAUUGUCGGUUCCUGAGAAUGUAUGGAAUGGACCGACAAUUCGACCAUUUACUGCUCUCUUCGACAAUUAUCACAAAAACGUGAUCAGACCUGAGUUCGUAACACCUAAUGAAGAAACAGAACAGGUGACAUACAUUAACACAAUUCUGGCCACUGGUCCGAUGAGAAGUCUAAUGACAUUCCUCGCCAGCAAAGGUCUGACUCAAAUGAACGAGUACAAAGAGCAAGUGGAUUUGUUAAAGAAGAUCUGGUUCACUAAAUACGCACGCCACUGGACUGGCCUGUGCAAAUGCAGCUGCGCUUUCGAAAACAUUUUCAUGGCUGAACUUAAGUCGAAUGAUGUAUUAGGACUACAUAGUUGGCUGUUCUUCGCUAAACGCGAAAUGGACCGCAAAGCUAACUACAUGGGUUACAUCGAUAAACUUGACCUUUCUGGGAAAGGGUUGAUCCUCAAACAGCAUUCUAUUCUGAGUGAAACCAAAGACGCACCAGAGAUCACCAUGUUCGUGGGGACUUCUCCUGAGCUGGAAACUGCUCUGUAUACGCUUUGCUUCAUGGCGCGGCCUGACCGCCCUUGCAAGUUACGUUAUAACAAUGUCCCCUUCACCAUACAAACUAAGACGCUGAAAUCUGAGAACGUCCUCCUGAUUGACACAGCUUACCCAAGCUUUUAAUUUUGUAAAAAAACUUUUAAUAUGUAAUAAAAUAUGAAUAUCACUAAAUAUUAUUUUGUAACAAUAUCACCAUGAUUUGUAGUACAAAUUUGUAUUGUUAUUUUUUAUUUAUUAUUCUUUUAGAAGAAUAAAUAAUAUUUAAUCUAAAUUAUAUUCUGAUGAA